CGCCGGGGAGCGCGUAGCACCGCUGUGUCCGGAGAAGGCUGGUUCAUUCCACCACUGUGGGACACCAGGUGCUGAACCCAGAGAACUGCCAUGAAACCACCCUUGAAGCAAUGGAGACAACUAAUGCUUUGUGGGAUAUUUACUUGGGGGCUCCUCUUCCUGGUGAUUUUCAUUUACUUCACCGACAGCAACCCUGCUGAGCCCGCCCCCAGCUCCCUUGCCUUCCUGGAGACUAGGAGGCUCUUGCCUAUGCAGGGGAAGCAGAGGGUCAUCAUGGGUGCCAUGCAGGAGCCCUCCUGGCCUGAAAGUGUGAAUACAAACAAGGGGCUGCUGGAUGGACACACCAUGGGGCCUCGCGACCUGCAGAAAUGGGCCAAGUUGCCAGAUGGGGUUGAAAAUGAAGAGUUCUUUUUAUCCCAGAUUGGGAGAAAAUCCCAAAGUACCUUCUACCCAGAAGACGACGACUACUUUUUUGCUGCCGGUCAACCAGGGUCUCACAGCCACACUCAAGGGACACUGGAGUCCCUUGCCCCCAGGCACGCUGGCAGGUGGAAGGGGUGGUUGCCAGAGAGGAAAAGGUACCAGCCCCAGGGCAGCAGCCCCGCGCUGGAGGAGGGCGAGGAAGGAGACAGGCUGUACUCCUCCAUGUCCAGGGCCUUCCUGCACCGGCUCUGGAAGGGCACUGUCUCCUCCAAGAUGCUCAAUCCACGCCUGCAGAAGGCCAUGAAGGACUACCUGGCGGCCAACAAGCACGGAGUGCGCUUCCGCGGGCGGCGCGCGGCCGGGCGGAGCCGGGCUGCCCUGCUCCAGCUGCACCCCAAAGGCCUGCGCUCCUGCGCUGUGGUCAUGUCAGCCGGCGCCAUCCUCAACUCCUCCUUGGGGGAGGAGAUAGAUUCUCAUGAUGCAGUCUUGAGAUUUAACGCGGCUCCCACCCGUGGCUAUGAGAGAGAUGUUGGGAAUAAAACCACUGUGCGCAUCAUUAAUUCCCAGAUUCUGACCAAUCCCAACCAUCACUUCAUUGACAGUUCAUUAUAUAAAGAUGUCAUUUUGGUGGCCUGGGACCCUGCUCCUUAUUCUGCAAAUCUUGACCUGUGGUACAAGAAGCCAGACUACAACCUGUUCACACCAUAUGUUCAGCAUCGUCAGAGGAACCCAGAUCAGCCCUUCUACAUUCUUCACCCUAAAUUUAUAUGGCAGCUUUGGGACAUCAUCCAGGAGAACACCAAGGAGAAGAUUCAGCCCAACCCACCAUCUUCUGGCUUCAUUGGAAUCCUCCUCAUGAUGUCCUUGUGCAGUGAGGUGCACGUGUACGAAUACCUCCCGUCCGUCAGGCAGACGGAGCUGUGCCACUACCACGAGCUGUACUACGACGCGGCCUGCACACUCGGGGCCUACCACCCCCUGCUCUACGAGAAGCUGCUGGUGCAGCGCCUGAACACUGGCGCCCAAGGGGACCUGCACCGCAAGGGCAAGGUGGUUCUGCCAGGGCUGCGGGCCGUGCACUGCCCCACCCCCAACUCUUGAAAAGGGACUCUGGGGAACCAAUGUGCAAUAAGUACUACUGUUGUGCUCUAAGUCACAAAAGAAUACUUGAACAUAUAUUUUAGGCAAUGUAGUCUUGAGUCUUUAAACUGCAAUUUAGUGAGGGCCUCGAGAAUUCUUCUCUUUUUAAGCCCUUGAGUAUUUAUUGCUGCUUUGAAUAUAGUAAUGGAAUUGAAAGGGGAAAAAAGACCAAGAAAGAUGCACAAAAAAGAAUAGCUGGGAGAAAAGAAAAUGUAUAACAGAACUGCUAAGCUUUUUCCACGCUGUGGGCACAGCUUAUCAGGGCUGAUGUCAGUGACAGGGCUGAUGCCUGCAACACUAAAAAAAGGUUUAUACCUGGAAGCACGAACAUUGAGGCAAGUGUUUGCAGCAUCACAUGUCACUUGUGUGGACAUUCAACAGAAAAGAUUCUAGAGUUUGUGACGAAUAUCUGACUUGCCACUCAGCUGUGUUUAUUUUAAUAUCAGGAAUUUAGGAUUCCUGUGAGGUGCCUGUGUUUCCAAACCAUUGCAUUCGCCAUCUGUGCUUCCCACGGCCACGAGUGAUUUGCUCUGUGUCAAGACACAUUUCUGAAACCAUAGAGCAUCCAUGUCAAGCAGGGCAAGAACAAUCCAGCCUAGAAUAGCACACAGAGAUGUAGUUUUCCUCCAGGAUUUUCUUAUCAACUGGGAGUAUCCCCCAUAUGGAAGGAGCAGCACUGGUGAGUAGCACAGAGUAACGAGGCUGCAGGGUAGCCCUGCAUGGGAUGUUUCCUGGCCCCAGCACUCUGCCUUGAACCUUCUCACCAGCCAGCCCUCCCCAUGGCCUUCCUAGUCAUAUACAGGACAGUGAGGACACACCUAUGGGAGAGGGUGCCUUCCAACCCAGAAGGAGGGGUUUUGGAGCAGUAACCCCCUGCUAUUGGGAUGCACAUCUUUGUCUUUUAUGAGGAUUUCUUGCAGGUUAGUAUCAGCUGUUGGAAACCUGAUACUAAUUCUUCCUACAGAUGGACAGAUGGACGUUUAGGAAUCCUGUCCUCAUUUUCACAGAUGUGUUUUAUGUCAGCAACAUAACAAAGCCAUAUAGUUAAAUAAGAUGGUGUGAAAGCGUGGCUCUUUAGCAACAAGGAAAACAUGUAUCUGCUUCAGGGGAAAGACGGUUGGAGGGGAAAUGGUCACCCAAUGCAUUGGCUAUAUUCAGGGGUUUUUUUUACUUAAUCUAAACUUUGGUCACUCAUACAUUGAAAAACAGAUUUUGAUAUGAACAUAGUUGAACAGGAACAUUUGAAAUACUUUAAUUAACAUGGCAUUAUUUCAAUAUGCAACCAAGACAUAUUUCGCUGGUCUGUUUGGCACUUCUUUGCAAUGACCGCAGCAGUUUAAUUAGUGCAUUCUCCCUCAAGAGUGUGUGAAUGGCAGGAGGUUUUAUGGAAAGUUUUUUUGUUCCAGAUUGCUUUUUCCUGAGCCUUCUCAGGACUGCUUUCUUGAGCAAGAGUGAUUUACAGAAACGGAUGACUAUUUGGCUCAUCUCAGCAGAAAUCCAAAUGGAUAGAAGCCUCCUAUAGACAUCUUUACUGUAAUAGUGAAGUAACUGCAAGUUUAAUGUGGCAGUGUCCAAGAAAGUCCCUGUGAGAGCUUCGUUUCUGUAUCCAUGAGAAGGGAUGGGUAAUUUUGUUCUGCACAUUAGCUUAUGUCUGAGUAGACCUGAUCAAGCGCUUUCUUCCUUAUUUCCUGAAAGAGCUCAGUCUUGUCCCAUGUUUAGUGGGUCAUGGGUUCAGUGAUGCUGGAUGCUGGUGAAGUAGCGCUGGUGCAGCCAGCAGUCUUCUUGCAGUCCUGAUCCCAGCCCCCUGGCUCUGCCCUCACAUGCAGAGAAUGGAGGUUCCCCAGUCGUCCUCAUGAGCCCUUACCACAUCCUGUCACCAGAACAACCCCCUUGGAUGGCUGGAGAGGUUGGUUAGAGGAAAAUGUAUUGGGUCAAUGUAAAUACUCAAGUUCCAAAGCCCCAGAAAACACUUCAAAGAUUUUUAAAUUGCAUUAUGUUGUAACGCAUAUACUUUUAAAAAGUGCUUUCUAUCUCACUGAAAUGAUAAGAAAGAUUGAAGGAUAUAGAGGAAGUUUAAUUAAAAUCUUUGAAUUUAUUAUGGUCUUGACUCUUGGGAAUCACUCUUGGGAUGACUCUUGGGAUUUGUUAAACAUUCCAAAAAUGUGGUACACAUAUUAAUAUAGCAUGGGCUGGGCAUUCUUCAAUUUAGAAGUUUAAAUUGUUUAGCCUCUCAAAAUGUUAGGCAGUUGGAGUUAGCAUGAUGACUGCUUUGAGGAUUAGCCAAAUGGGUCUUAAGUGCAGUAUUUGGCCAGACAUUGAUUAAGUCCUUACAGACUACAUAUGCACUGCAGUAAAGCACACAGGCCUUUUGUGGCAUAGUUGAUAAUAAACGGUGCCCCACUGCAUUUUUUCCAGGUCCUGCCCCUUCUAAACCCUCCAUCCUCCUCUGUGAAGGGACACUGAUCAAGUCCCCAUAGUGCAACCCGAGGCCACUGGUCCCUUGUUUCACUCUCAGGAUGAACAAGAUCACAUUGCUAUUGAUAUUUCAUGAUCUUUUCACUUGAUCUUUUUUUGAUUUUGUUGUUGUAAUCACAAAGAAACAACUGUUGGCAAAGGAUGACAACUCACCUUCAUCUAGAUUCUCCCUACCUCCUUUCACCAGUCCCUCCAGGUGUGAGGGUAAGGUGUAGCAGAUAGAGAGUUCUGUGUCCAUGGAAGGCAGUGCUGGCCCUGUGAGUCUGACCCUCCCCUCAGUCCAUUCAGCGCUGCUUUUCUCAAGAAAUAACCCUUUUCGGUGGCAGCACUUCCAUCACAGAAUUAACCAGGUCCCAUUGGGCCACCUUACGUGGGAUCAAUCUCACAUGUGCCAUGGGAUGUGACAGGAGGAUUUUAUAUGUAGGUGGACUCAGCCUCAUAUGCAUCAUGGUAUGUGAUGGGAGAAUUUCGGUGUAGGUGGGGUCAGCUUCACACACGUCACGGUAUGUGAUGUCUGCACAGAUGACUGGAUUCAGGUCUCCGGAGACACAUGGCACAGUGCAUGUUUGGGCUGGUGGCCAAAGUCACCUGGCUCAUUUUUGCUUAGCUAUGGAAAGAAACGGGAGAGGAAGUGGGAGGAUUAUGGAGAAAUACAUGACUAAAUAUAUAGGCCAAUAGCCUCUGCAUAUGCUCUACCGCACUAUCUGUGUGACUUCUCACAUUCUGGUAGUUUAGAGCUCUACCCAGUGGUUGCACAGCUGGUAAAGGCAGCUGCAUUUAGAAAUGAAUUGCUUGCAUAAAAUGUGCUUGAGUUCAAAUUUGUUUGUAUACUCUGGAUAUUUCUAUUGUGAAAAACAUUUUGCAUGUUUUUUGUCACUGGGACUUUACACAAUUGGGAAAUGAAAGGUAUUUCUGUUAAUUCAAGGAUAAAAUGUAAGUGCUGGUUCUUGUUUUAUUGAAUGAGUGAAGCCUUUUAGUAAGAAAAAAUAAUCCAGCAUAUUCCUCUACAAGUUUGGGCCAGUGGAAUUUAAAGAAUUAGUUCUCACUCCUGUUAUAAAAGUGUGCAUAUGAAUAUAGUUAUAUAAUUGUAUAUACACAUAUCUACAUACAUGGUUGGAUUUAUAUUAUCUUUUUUCAUCAAACUUUAUCUCGAAACCUUUGUAAUACAUCCUAUUUUAAUUAUGAAAACACUAGUUGUUGUUGUUGUUGUUUUAUUUUGCUAAUCC
Myotis davidii is the source of this 5264-nucleotide messenger RNA. RefSeq names its product ST6 beta-galactosamide alpha-2,6-sialyltranferase 2 (gene ST6GAL2). The transcript is spliced from 7 exons. Gene Ontology annotation, biological process: carbohydrate metabolic process. NCBI's taxonomy places the organism in Eukaryota, Metazoa, Chordata, Mammalia, Chiroptera, Vespertilionidae. The record is from RefSeq and is a predicted model, not a curated record. Bases 91 to 1524 code for a protein of 477 amino acids. Gene Ontology annotation, molecular function: sialyltransferase activity.